UUACAUAGUCUGUGGUAGUGUUCCAAUGAAAAAUAUAUCGGGGUCCAUUAACAUGGUUAUAAUAUUCUAGUGGUUAAACUAUACAACUUGACUACGUUUUUUUACAAGAUUUUAAAGAGGACAGCAUAAAUUGCUAUCAGAUUUUAACUAUUUUGAUUACAUUUCUCCAAUUCACAAUUAAGAGUGGAUUAUUUUAUUUUCUCAAAUAUGGAUUUAUCUGAAAAUGAUAUAGUUGAAGAUGAUGUGGAAAGAAAAUAUAGAACAGUUUGGGUUGGCAAUUUACAUCCUAAAGUUACUGAAGAUAUUGUGGCUGAACUUUUUUUUCAGAUGGGUCCCAUUGAGUGUGUUCAAUUUGGCUAUGAUGAUUAUAACAGAUAUGAAAAUUUUGCAUGGGUAACUUUCAAGUAUGAAAAUUCAGUAUACGAUUGUAUGAAAAUUUUUCAAGGUACAAAACUUUAUGGUUUAACAAUCAAAAUGAAAAAUUAUUUAGAUAACCCUGAAGAACAAAGAUUUGAUGAAGAACUAGAUAAUUUUAAAGAAUUGAUAAGAGUUGAAUGUGGAAAUUAUAAUAGUAAUAAACAAAAUAUCUACAAUUAUGAAAGGAACAUACCAGAUAGUUUACCACAACCACCUAUGCAUUCAUCAAAUUAUAAUUUUGAUUCAAAUAUCAAACAUAAAUUUGAACCUUAUUCAGAAUCUAAUUCUGUUCAUCAUGCAUCAAACAGUGGAAAACAUAAUCAAACUAGUCAACAGCAUUCCAAUAGAAAACAAUUUCUGAAAUUAGAAAGGUUUCCAAAUUCUUUUGAAACUUCUAAAAAUGAUUGGGUGCAUUGUAAUAGAGAAUAUUCAAAUAAGUUUUCAGAGAAUUACCAAAGUAUGUCAUCAAACAAAAAUAAAAAUAGAUUCUACAAUCAAGAACAUUUUUCUGAUAAUCAUAAUUUAAAUAAACAUAUUGUACCAGUGCGUGAUUUAAGAGAUACCAUGUAUCAUAAACGUAGUCCGACAAGUAAUGAUAUCCAAAAUGAUUCUAAUGCAGCUUGCACUUCUUCAUUAGAUCUUAGAGACAUUAUAAAUCCAAGUAGCAGUAGUUCUAAUAAAGAUCGAAGAUAUGAUAAUCCAAAUUCUUAUGGUAACUGGCAUGAUAGACACAGAAAUAAUACAGAACAGAAUUAUAGUACAUAUUUAGAAAGAAAAUUGCAAAAUAAACAUUUUGAAUCUAACCGUUUUAAUAAACAUGACAUCAAUUAUCAAAAUUAUACAAAUAGUCAAGAACAUCAUGAUCGACAAUUUACUGAUGAUCAACCUUUCAAUAAUUUUAAUGACCGUCAUCUAUACCCAAAUAAUUACCAUAAUAAUGAUUACAAUCAAAAAGAUAGUAGGCCAAAUAGUUAUGGAUACAAUAGUCAAAGAUCUUCUCGAAAUUCUGGUAAUCGCCAGCAAAGUCAUCAUCCUUACAAAAGAAAUGGUGAUCAAGAAAGGAAAGGGAGAGUAAUAAAUAAUGAUCAAUAUAGUUAUUCCCACAAUUCUAAUACUGGUGGAUAUAAUAAGCCAAGGGGUAGUUAUUAAUCUCAAUAAUUUAUAGUUGCUUUUAAUGUAAAUGUUAUCAACAUUAUGAACAACUUAAAAUUUUCUCAAUAAAAAGAUUUAACUUAAAAUUUUAUUUAACUAUAAUUUUUUGCUUUAUUUAAUUUUUUAAUUUAACUAAGAAAAAAAAAUAAAAAUAAUUGUUCAUUGUUUAUAUGAAAAAAUGGAAUUUUCUAAUGACAUUGUUAUUAAGGUUUAUAUAUUUUCAUAAAAUUUUACUGGAGUGAUAUUAUUUUGGGCAAAAAAUUUAUUUACUUAAAAAAAAUAUUUUGUACAAAUUUUGACAUUUUUUAGAUAUACAUAUAACUUUAAGCUUUGAAUUACUCAAAGACUGUUAGGUAUAAUGACACUUUAGGCUACUUGUUAUAAGCCAUUUACCUAGAUUGCCUUGGUCUUUUACUAAAUUUGGAAAUUUAUAAAAUAUUUUUUAUUAAUUAAUAAGAAAAAAAUCAAUGAUAAAUAAUUAAAAUUGUGUCACAUAUUAAAAUAUACAUUGUAUUUUACCAAAUAUUUUAAAAUUUUCAUCUUGAAGAUAAUAACAAUAGAUUUUACUAUGCAUGAUCAUUCAUUAUUUAAUUUUGGUAUUGGCUCAAUUGUUUCAAAAAAUAUUAUAAAAAAUAAUAAUUCCAAUAUAAAACAAGGAAAAAUAAAAUUUCUAAUUUUAUUUUCUUAUAGCUUAAAUAUUAGUAAUGUUAUUUAAAAAAAUGUAUAAUUUAAUAUAAUAAUAUAAUGAUAAUCCAAUAAAAAAUAUAUAUUUACAUA
Messenger RNA from Daktulosphaira vitifoliae (grape phylloxera), 2346 nucleotides. RefSeq names its product GATA zinc finger domain-containing protein 14-like. The transcript has 3 exons. Gene Ontology annotation, molecular function: single-stranded RNA binding. Lineage: Eukaryota; Metazoa; Arthropoda; Insecta; Hemiptera; Phylloxeridae. Gene Ontology annotation, cellular component: nucleus. Gene Ontology annotation, biological process: regulation of alternative mRNA splicing, via spliceosome. The coding region runs from base 208 to 1566 and encodes 452 amino acids. The record is from RefSeq and is a predicted model, not a curated record.